AUGUCGGUUCCGAUUCCCCGGCAGUACGUCACCUCCACGGAUGAGCUGCAAUCUCUGCUGGCCACCUACGGGGGCAAGCCCGUCGUCUCCAAGGCGAAGGUGGUGGGUAUGCACUUCCAGUUCGCCAGCCCCGAAAAUGACUCACCGUAUUCCGACCGCGUCGUCGCCUUCGUCGCUGGUAGCAACUCGCCCGAUGGGAUGGCGGUUGUGCUGCAACUCGUGGACUUAGAGCCACAGCAGGUGGUGGCAGGCUUGAAGACCUUGCUGGAAGACGCCGAGACAAUCAAGAUCAUGUUCGACCGCUAUGGCUACGGGCUCAGCAACAGCGUCGCGCUCGAGAACUGUGUUGAUCUUCAGCUGCUGUACCAAAACCGGGUGGACCCGACCGUGGCCCAUGCGAGUCUCACUCAGAUUUCGUCCCAUUUCGGCUCGUCAGCUGCAAAACUGGGGCUGGAAGUGGACGCCUUUAGCUCAAAGCUGAGUCCUCGUGCGUGGUUGAAGUCCCCAUUGGAUCCUUUGGUGCUGAGGCACUUGGUGGAUAUCGUCAAGACGCUCGUGCGCUGCUACCAUGGCGAGUUUGGCACUGGUCUGAAGAAAUGCCAAGAGGAGGUGUGGCCUCUUGCAUUGAUGACGAGCAAGUGCUGGAACUCCGCUGUACAGAACUCAGCUGGGGAAACGAGUGUGCCUGCUUCUACUGUGACAGUGGCGCGUGAUGUGACGUGGACGUCCGUCUGCCAAUGA
This is a messenger RNA of Phytophthora sojae, 741 nucleotides long. RefSeq lists its product as hypothetical. The coding region runs from base 1 to 741 and encodes 246 amino acids. The record is from RefSeq and is a predicted model, not a curated record. NCBI's taxonomy places the organism in Eukaryota, Oomycota, Peronosporomycetes, Peronosporales, Peronosporaceae. The transcript has 2 exons.